Messenger RNA from Aphanomyces invadans, 1562 nucleotides. RefSeq lists its product as hypothetical. The record is from RefSeq and is a predicted model, not a curated record. Gene Ontology annotation, cellular component: nucleolus. Gene Ontology annotation, molecular function: methyltransferase activity. The annotation marks the transcript as partial. Gene Ontology annotation, biological process: rRNA base methylation. The transcript has a single exon. Lineage: Eukaryota; Oomycota; Saprolegniomycetes; Saprolegniales; Verrucalvaceae.
CGAUGAACAUAUACAACGCGGCGGCGGCGGUCGUGGACCGCGUGCGAUCCAAGCACAGUGGCAUUCGAUCCGCGCUCUAUGCGCUGCCCAUCAACCACACUCUUCGCCCGACAGUGCAGGCGUUAGCGCAGGAGAGCCUAAAGCACGCCGAUGCCCUUGUUGCCGCAGCAACGUCUUGUGGUCUCCUCGAUGCCGUCAGUGAAUUAGAUGCUGCCGAGCGAAUCGACGCCAAGCGCUUCAACUCCCUGCCAUCUUUCUCACCAGAGAACUUUCUCGUCGUUUUAGUCUACGAGUUAGUAGUGGGUCCUCGCCGAAAGCUAAAAGGACGUCACACCGGUGCCAUCCAACUUGUCCGAGACGCGGCGCCGGCCCUUACCACGUACUUGGAGACCCAUCACAGCGCAUUGAUCAAGCCUGUUCAAGCCAAAGUCGCAUCAACCGACCACGCGUUUCCGCGGUAUGUGCGGGUAAACACGCUGAAAAUGACCCCCGACGCUGCCAAAGCCGUGUUUGUCAAGGCAAAUAUCCCCGUGCGCGUUCACGAGUUUGUUCCUGAGCUGCUGGUGCUGCCACCAGGCACCAACUUGCACGGCCACCCGCUUAUUAAGAAAGGAUGUUUGUUCGUCCAAGAUUUGGCCAGCUGUCUCCCCGUUGCGUGUGUGGCUGCGCAAGCGAUGGACCACGACGUUGCCAUCGACACUUGUGCGGCGCCAGGCAACAAAACGACCCAACUGGCAGCUCGACUUGCGCUUGGAAAGCCGAAGAGCCGACGUGUGCAGGUGGUGGCGUUCGAGCGAGCUCCGGCGCGGGCCAAGUCCCUUCGAGCCACCGUCGACAAGGCCAGCGCGAACGAUAUUGUAUCCGUCAUGGAAACGGACUUUUUGACAAUUGACGUCAACGAUAUGCGUUGGAGCCAAGCCACGUUGGCUUUGUGCGAUCCGUCCUGCUCUGGCUCAGGCAAUGUCAAAGUCGGAGAAGCCCCUGUUCAACAUUCAAAGGAGGAAGUGCAAGCGUUCGCGGACCAUCAAGUUGCUAUCGUCCGCCAAGCAAUGUUGUUGCCAAACAUGCGUACGGUCGUCUACUCGACGUGCUCCGUCCAUCAAGCGGAGAACGAAGACGUUGUCGAUCGAAUCUUAGCAUUGUGUAAAGGAACGUGGCGACUUGGAAAAGCUCUGCCGGACUGGCCCCAGCGUGGCGAAGGAUCCAGCCGCAUGGCCCCCAAGUGCGUGCGAGCGUCCCACGCACAGGACACCCACGGCUUUUUCGUCAGCAUCUUCGAAAAAACAGUAGUGGCGACAGGAGAGUCCGCAACGUCCACAGCCGCCUCACUCGAAGGCAAGAAGGCGGCAGCAGGGCAUUCCAAGCCAAAUAAGAAGAAGCGAAAGCGCCAGGCUACGACUGCUGAACCCACACCCGCAGUGAAGAAGCUCAAAUAACGCGGUGAAGUGGGGCAUUCGUUCAGUCCUCGGUGCGACGGUGGCUUUGAGCCAGUGUGCAAAUCUUCUUGGGGUAUUGAAGUAAAUCUACCAAUUAUUGUCGAAAACGAACCAAUCGUAUGAGUG